AUGAAGGACAUGCUUUUCUGGAAAUGUUUGGUAAUGAGAGAGAUAACGAUGAUAUCAUUUUUAGUGCGAAGAUCAUCCACGGUGGCUACCACCUCCAUCCUUAUCUCAAACUCUGUUUUCAGAAGCAAACCUCAGCCUCACUCUGCUGCUGCUUUCUCCACCUCCUUGCUCUUCGACGAAACUCAGAUACAGUUUAAAGAAAGCGUUGCUCAGUUUGCAUCGGAAAAUAUUGCCCCUCAUGCUUCAAAAAUAGACCACACAAAUUAUUUCCCAAAGGAGGUGAACUUAUGGAAAAGCAUGGGUGAAUUUAAUCUCCUUGGGAUUACUGCACCAGAGGAAUAUGGAGGGCUUGGUCUAGGUUACUUGUAUCACUGUAUAGCAAUGGAAGAGAUUAGCCGUGCUUCGGCAUCAGUUGGUCUUUCUUAUGGUGCUCAUUCAAACUUGUGUGUCAAUCAGCUGGUGAGGAAUGGAAGCCCUGCCCAGAAAGAGAAAUAUUUACCAAAGCUUAUUUCUGGGGAGCAUGUGGGAGCUUUGGCAAUGAGUGAGCCCAAUUCUGGGUCUGAUGUAGUCAGCAUGAAAUGCAAGGCUGAUCGUGUAGAUGGGGGCUAUUUACUUAAUGGGAACAAGAUGUGGUGUACUAAUGGCCCAGUUGCUCAAACAUUAGUUGUCUAUGCUAAAACAGACAUAACUGCUGGGUCAAAAGGCAUUACUGCAUUCAUCAUCGAGAAGGGAAUGCCUGGGUAA
This is a messenger RNA of Sphenostylis stenocarpa, 744 nucleotides long. Lineage: Eukaryota; Viridiplantae; Streptophyta; Magnoliopsida; Fabales; Fabaceae. The record is from the annotation of a GenBank genome assembly.